UCCAGACCACUAGAGAACGCUGAAACGAUCACCUCCCAUCAACUCAACAGCCAGUGUUUCAACAUGGCCACCUGCGCAAUGCUAAGAUCUGGGUUAGGGUUCCUUCAGUCAACAUUAAUGGUCACAAAACAGGCAUGCAAAAGUUCACUUGGAGUAGUGGAGCAGGUCAGAGGGUAUUAUGUUGACUGGAGAAUGCUACGGGAUGUGAAGAGAAGGCAAAUGGCCUACGAGUUUGCAGACACAAGAUUACGCAUCAAUGCCAUCAGAAAAAACACUCUUUUACCUAAAGAGUUGCAGGAGGUAGCUGAUAAAGAAAUUGCUGCCUUGCCCCGAGACAGUUGCCCAGUACGCAUCCGCAACAGGUGUGUGAUGACAUCACGGCCGCGGGGACUGAAACGCAGGUGGCGUGUGAGCCGUAUUGUCUUUAGACACCUAGCAGACCACAACCAGAUGUCUGGGAUACAGAGGGCUAUGUGGUGAAAACAUCACAUUAGGCAGAUUUAAUACCAUUUAGUGUUUGGGACUGUAAGGGUCUAUAUAGAACAGGCUGGAGCCAGUAUGUUCAACUGCAUCAUCACAGCACUGAAAGUCUGAGCUCCAUCAUUAUUUUGUUUUGUAUACUUAAGAUGCUGUUUUAUUUUUCAGCCAAAAUGAGGACAUCAUCCCACAACGUUGAUCUUACCGAAAGCAAAUGUGGUGAAUGUUAUGUUGUUUUCAGUAUAAUAAAGGUUGCGCACUAUUA
Messenger RNA from Colossoma macropomum (tambaqui), 742 nucleotides. It is a transcript of the gene mrps14, whose product is annotated as mitochondrial ribosomal protein S14. The coding region runs from base 64 to 480 and encodes 138 amino acids. Gene Ontology annotation, molecular function: structural constituent of ribosome. Gene Ontology annotation, biological process: translation. Lineage: Eukaryota; Metazoa; Chordata; Actinopteri; Characiformes; Serrasalmidae. Gene Ontology annotation, cellular component: ribosome; mitochondrial small ribosomal subunit. The transcript is spliced from 3 exons. The record is from RefSeq and is a predicted model, not a curated record.